This is a messenger RNA of Emiliania huxleyi CCMP1516, 384 nucleotides long. RefSeq lists its product as hypothetical. The record is from RefSeq and is a predicted model, not a curated record. The coding region runs from base 1 to 384 and encodes 127 amino acids. The transcript has 2 exons. NCBI's taxonomy places the organism in Eukaryota, Haptophyta, Isochrysidales, Noelaerhabdaceae.
AUGAUGCUCGCUGUGCCGACGCUCUCCUUUGGCACACAACAGACCAAGUACCCUCUGGAGAUCAUCAACUGCGGCGUGAAGCAGACCUUCACCAAGCCGCCCGAACGGGCCGUGACGAUGAACCAGGGCAUGACCGAGUUCCUGCUCGCGAUGGGCCUCGAGGGCUCGAUGGCGGGCACCGCCUACAUCGACGACGAGAUCUGGCCGCGGUACGAGAAAGCGUACAAGAAGGUCAAGGUGCUCGCCGAAAAGUAUGCGACCGACGCCCAGCUCAUGGAGGUGGACGCCGACUUCAUCCUGUUCAUCUACGGAAGCACGUUCUCGGAGGAGGCCUGUCCUUCUUCAAGAUCGAAAUGCGGUGUCGUAGACAACAACACCCUAUAG